AUGAAUUCACGCUCAUCCAAGAAACACGAAUCGAUUCCCAACAAGUCUCCCAAGCCUAGGUCCAGACCUUCGACAGACGACUGGACCGAAGUCACAGAGCCUGAGGAGCGAAGACGCAUUCAAAAUCGACUAGCUCAGCGAAAGUUCCGAGAGAAAGCCAGAGAGCAGAAAGAAAAGGCAGAACGGGAGUCGCGCGACUUAGAAAACGCAGCCAGCAGCUACCGCCUCCCUUCGUCAGACGAAAUCGCAGCAGAUGACGCAUGGACCUCUCAGGCCUGCCUUGGGGAAGCCUCGUAUGACACAUGUUCUAGCCAGGGGGCUACGAGACGGAGAGCAGACGUAGCGGAGGCAGCGGCGACGGCGACGGCGAAGGCGAUAAUAACAACUAUACCAACGACAACGAGGCAAGACGACGCGGCGCAGUACUAUGCGGUAUCGAGCCCGUACCAACAAUACCAGACUGUCAACUACGGGAGUAGGACAAAUAGCAGCGGAGGUGACGAUUUCGCAUACCAAGAUCUACCGCCGUAUUACUACGACUUCGAUCCAAAUAGCGGCGGGUAUAGUCAUCAACAUCAUCAUCACCGGACUUAG
Daldinia childiae is the source of this 594-nucleotide messenger RNA. RefSeq lists its product as uncharacterized. Gene Ontology annotation, molecular function: DNA-binding transcription factor activity. Lineage: Eukaryota; Fungi; Ascomycota; Sordariomycetes; Xylariales; Hypoxylaceae. Gene Ontology annotation, biological process: regulation of DNA-templated transcription. Bases 1 to 594 code for a protein of 197 amino acids. The record is from RefSeq and is a predicted model, not a curated record. The transcript is spliced from 2 exons.